Phlebotomus argentipes is the source of this 1461-nucleotide messenger RNA. Its product is annotated as probable serine hydrolase. The transcript is spliced from 2 exons. The coding region runs from base 146 to 1171 and encodes 341 amino acids. The record is from RefSeq and is a predicted model, not a curated record. NCBI's taxonomy places the organism in Eukaryota, Metazoa, Arthropoda, Insecta, Diptera, Psychodidae.
AACUGAGGUAAAUAGAGUGUUUUUUUUCCCACCUGUUCAUGGCGAGAGAAAAAGUUGAGAGAGCGAAAAAAGCGUGCUCGAUAAGAUUAUCGCGGUGAGACUGUCAGUUGGAAGAGAGAGUUUGACGAGUGAAGGAGAGCAAAUCAUGUGGAAAUCCGCGGAAGAAAGUCUGGCCAGAGAGAUUUUCCGCAAGUCCAAGGCCUCGUCAAACGGUGAGGCUAUCAAGGAUGUGCGUGAGAACAGCAAAAAGGCUACGAAGGUGCGAAUUGAGGUGCCCUGGGGUCACAUUGCGGGCAAAUGGUGGGGCCCCAAGAACACUCGGCCCAUCCUGUGCAUUCACGGCUGGCAGGACAACAUCGGCACCUUCGACACGCUCAUUCCGCUGCUGCCGUCCGAAUUCGGCUAUCUGGCAAUCGAUCUUCCCGGCCACGGAUUCUCCUCGCCUUUUCCGCACGGCAUGAGCUACACAGCUUACGACUACCUGUGGAUCAUCCGGCGCAUCCAGGAGAUUUACGAGUGGGAGAAGAUCUCCAUUCUCGCACAUUCCCUCGGCGCGCUGCUCACUUUCGUCUACGCGGGCUUAUUUCCGGACAAAGUGGACUUUGUCAUCGCCCUGGACGCACUCAAGCCCAAGAUAAUGCCCGAUAUUGUGGACUACCUGCAGACAAUGCUCACGAAUGUGGCCAUCGAGGACGAGAGGAAUCUCGAUCCCAGCGAACCGCCGAGCUACUCCUUCGAUCAGCUCGUCGAUCGCCUCCACAUCGGCACUUACAAGUCCGUCUCGCCCGAUUACUGCCCGUACAUCCUCAGCCGUGGCGUGCGGAAGUCCACAAAGUACCCGGACAAGUACUACUUCAACCGCGACGGUCGCCUCAAGUACUUCAAGCACCUCCUGAUCAGCCAGGAGAGCUGCCUUCUGCUGGCCAGACGCAUCGACAUUCCCUACAUGUUCAUUCGCGCCGAGCAGUCCGUGGUGAAGUUCUGGGAGGAGGAGAAGUACCUCCUGGAGGUCAUUGAGGAGCUGAAGAAGUGCAAUCCGCAGUUCGUGAUGCACCAAGUCAAGGGCAGACAUCACGUUCACCUCACAAAUCCCACGGCAAUCAGUGGAAUCCUGUCGGAUUUCAUCCGAAAGCACGGCCAGAACGACCGGAAGACCAAAAGCAAGCUCUGAGCGCGCAGUAUUUAAGCAUUUUAGCACAUGGACACGGGAUGAAGACUCCAAUUAAGCCACUAAUUGGGAAUUAUUACGCAAUUCUCUGCACUCGCCAAGGUGUUUAGCUGAGAAUAAAAUCAUUUAUGGGUUUUGCCUGAAGAAAAACUGCCUCUUUUUCCCCAUCUUCCCAAAUCGUAUCUCUUCCCUAAGCUCUUAUUUGAAGUAUAUUUUGUGGACUAUAUUCGAGAAAUUCAAGCGGUUGAUAACAAAUUUUGCGAUAAGAAUGCUAUUCACGCAAUUUCCUACUA